Molecule: messenger RNA, 1689 nt
Organism: Rosa chinensis
Lineage: Eukaryota; Viridiplantae; Streptophyta; Magnoliopsida; Rosales; Rosaceae
Product: cytochrome P450 71A9
Molecular function (GO): iron ion binding; monooxygenase activity; heme binding
Source: RefSeq, a predicted model, not a curated record
AUGGUCGUCGUCCUUCAGCCACCCCCAGCUUCGUCUCCACCCAACGUAGCCACCCGAGAGCACGGCAGCAACCUCCCUGGAUUAAGAAGCCAAUCCGCCAAGCCAUCGACUUCGACUUUGGUGAGACGGUUUUGGCCGGAGAUCUUGGCUAACGCAGGCAUAGGAGCGACGGUGCACAGUGCUGCAUAUGCUACAACGGCGAAGGAGGAUUUUGACUGGUUGAUGAAUGAUGGUGUAGCAGAAGAUCGGGUGCCCAAUUCAGUUUCGGGGCCUUGGAAGCCGGUCGUUUAUGCUGCAAAAGCUACUUAUGACUCCGCAUUUCUUACUUGUCCAUAUCCAACGUUGCCUCCUGGUCCUAGAAGGUUACCUCUCAUUGGUAACCUUCAUCUUCUCUUUAAUGAUUUACCCCAAUCUGUCCUUGAACACCUUACCAAUAAAUAUGGACCAUUCAUGUACUUGCAACUAGGCUCAAAAUAUACUUUAGUAGUAUCCUCAGCCCAAACGGCAAGAGUUAUGGCAAGAGAGGUUUUCAAAACUCAUGACCUAAUUUUUUCAGGUAGACCAAGCUUGUAUGGUGGAAAUAAGCUCACCUAUGACUCUGUCAGCUUAUCUUUUUCUCCUUAUGGUGAGUACUGGAGAUUGUGAUGUUGGACCUACUUGGUCCCAAGAGAGUUCCAAGUGUUUCGUUCUGUGAGGGAUGAAGAGGUUGCAGUUAUGAUCGACUUUAUAACCCGCAAUUCUAAGGGUCUCAUCAAUCUCAGUGAAGUGACACUUAGCAAUGGAUAUAGUGCAGAUUAUUCACCAUGGAUGGGUUGGCUAAACAAGUUGAGUGAUCUUGAACAAAGGGCAGACAAGUGUUUUAAAGGGCUGGACAACAUCUAACAAGUGAUUGAGGAACACCGUGAUCCUGAAAGGCUUGAACCAGAGCAUAAAGAUCUUGUUGAUGUACUGCUUUGAGUUCAAAAAGAUCCAAAUCAAGCAAUUGCCCUCACUAAUGACCAAAUGAAGGGUGUUAUUACUAGUAUUAAAAUUGCUAAAUGUGCAUGCAGGAUAACUGAUACAACCACAUCGACACUGGUGUGGACAAUGGCUGAGCUGAUUAGGAACCCUGUGGCGUUGACGAAAGCACAAAAUGAGGUGAGAGAACUCAUCAAGAACAAAGGGAAGGUUGAAGAAAGUGCUUCUCAACUCAUGUACCUAAAGUCAGUCAUCAAGGAAGGUCUUCGAUUACAUCCGCCAUUGCCAUUACAAAUUUCAAGACAAACCACAGAGAAUUGCACAAUUGAAGAGUACCACAUUCCUGCCAACACAAUGGUGUUUGUUCAUGCAAAAAUGAUUGGAAGGGACCCGAAAUGUUGGGAGAAUCCAAAUGAAUUCUUCCCUGACAGAUUCUCGAACAGCUCAGUUGAUUACAAUGGAAAUCACUAUGAGUUUUUACCAUUUGGGGUAGGAAGGAGGGGUUGUCCUGGUAUGAACUUUGCUGUGCAGGUUAUUGAGCUUGCACUUGCUAAUCUUCUCUAUUGUUUUGACUGGGAACUGCCUCAUGGGGUGAAAAGAGAAGACUUGGACAUGAAAGAAGCUGUUGGGCUUACAGUGCAAAAGAAAGUUCAUUUAUGUCUAGCUGCUACCCCUGAAAAUUUAGUUAGAACCAUACAAAUUCUUGUAUGGAUCAUGUUAAAGCUUACGUGA